CGAUCCGAUGCGGCCCGCAUCCCAAGUCUGCUCCCCCCGAGGUGAUUGCCUCGAUGACAGAGGCUUCCACCCGUUCCAUCCCCAGAUCACGAAGCGGAUGCCGUCGUAUUUUCCCGAGACUCGCUGCACACUUGGCACCGGCAGUACGUAAUGACAUGUGGAUGUAGAUGGGCCUGUGACUUGAGACGACUCCUCACUCUGCUGAGCCCUGCCAGGCAAAUGCCGGUACCAGAUAGGGUCCUGACUUCUCUCGAGGUGUCUCGGUUGUAUUCACUUUCCAUGAUGACUGAGGGUCUAGAUACGGGGUUGCCACCCGGUCCUUUCCUUCCGUGGACCUUGAGGCUCGUGAUGACUCCUAUCAUGAUAUUAGUUGCCUGGUUUUGCUCUCUGAAGGAAGGCUCGAGAAGCCUCGUGAUGCCACCGUAAUCUUGGAUAACGAAUUGUCUAUUAUUCACUUUGAUGCCAGAUACCUAUCAAGUGCUCCCUCUAUUCACUGCCCAGGCCUAAGCUCUUGCCAAAAACAGAGCUGCAAACUUUUCCCAGACCCUCUCUCUUUGUCUGAACGUUUCAAUGCAGUCACAGUCACAGCUCUGCAGAUCCAUAGUCUCAACUGCAUUCACUUGACAACAGUCACAAAUUAUUGAUAUUAGGCAUCAGCCGCCUUUCUCCUGUCAAAAUCCAUCCACAGACGGGGCAACCAACAAUCAAUUCGGCAGUCAUCUCAGAUCUGUGAUAUCAAAUCCAGCCUUACCAGCAGCGGAUCUCUUUGUGGCAAAACCCCGGUUUUGGCCGCUGCGCAUCACAAAAAAGAGCAGGCACAAUCGAGCUGAUCAACCCAAAUCAGCCGCUAACGUGACCUGCAGCCCGCGCCUACUUAAACCUCGCACCCCCCACCUCCCUCUUCCACCUUUCAAUUCACAACUCACUCACUCCACACCCCGCCCAUCAAUCCAUCAUCUGCAUCGCAUCUUUGCGACUUUUCCAUCAAAUUCCAUCAACUUUUCCCAUCAACAACACAUCACAACAAAGUCGCAAUGGCCCGCACCAAGCAGACCGCCCGCAAGUCCACCGGUGGCAAGGCUCCCCGCAAGCAGCUCGCCUCCAAGGCCGCCCGCAAGAGCGCCCCCUCCACUGGCGGUGUCAAGAAGCCUCACCAGAGAUAUAAGCCCGGUACCGUCGCUCUCCGUGAGAUUCGUCGCUACCAGAAGUCGACUGAGCUUCUCAUCCGCAAGCUCCCCUUCCAGCGUCUCGUUCGCGAGAUUGCCCAGGACUUCAAGUCCGACCUCCGCUUCCAGUCUUCCGCCAUUGGUGCUCUCCAGGAGUCCGUCGAGUCUUACCUCGUCUCCCUCUUCGAGGACACCAACCUGUGCGCUAUCCACGCCAAGCGCGUCACCAUCCAGAGCAAGGACAUCCAGCUUGCCCGCCGCCUCCGUGGUGAGCGCAACUAAGCGUUUCCCCCACCAUGGGUUUCUGCUACUGCUAGCUUUGGGGUUUGGGGGUCGGGUUUAUGACUACAUUUUUCACACUGGGAAUGCUUUGAUUGACGAAGGGAAUCAUCAUGGCAGCAAUUAACGGGGGACAACGGCGUUCGUGCUUGGGUUUUUUAUUCACUGCGGUGGUUUUCUUUACUCGGGAUUGAUUUGUACAUUACCCCGCGCGCGCGAGUUCUUGCAUCUGCCCACGGGCUUUGGCGAGAAUGGAGAUGGAUGGGCAUAAUAAACUACGCCUGAAAACCUACACACAGUGGCUGAAGAGCCAGCGUUGAUUUCAC
This is a messenger RNA of Podospora pseudopauciseta, 1771 nucleotides long. RefSeq names its product histone H3.1 (gene HHT1). The coding region runs from base 1035 to 1448 and encodes 137 amino acids. Gene Ontology annotation, molecular function: DNA binding; protein heterodimerization activity; structural constituent of chromatin. NCBI's taxonomy places the organism in Eukaryota, Fungi, Ascomycota, Sordariomycetes, Sordariales, Podosporaceae. The record is from RefSeq and is a predicted model, not a curated record. Gene Ontology annotation, biological process: rRNA transcription. Gene Ontology annotation, cellular component: nucleosome; nucleus. The transcript has 3 exons.